CAAAAUGGGAGGUAACUUUUAAUUUACAGUCGUAUAUUACAACAAUCUGUUGCAGUUGUUUGGAAGCUAACUGAAAAAAAUACAAUGCUUCAAAGCGUCCCAACCUUUUCCGUAUUUGUUUAAUUGUGACGUGAUGGUAAUCUUUUUUUUUUUUUUUUGCGCCCCGUCAAAAGUGAAACUAAAUGAUUUAUCGUAUAUAAGUCUGCUGUAAGAUUGUUAGUUUGCGAUCUUUCUCAGUGGAUGGAGGGCUUGAAAUCAGAAAUUUCAAUCCAUGAUUUUGCAGAAAAGAUUUUGGAGCAGUUAGUUCAUUUCCAUGUAAUGAAGAUGACGGACUGCUUCUUUUUGUGGGUUGGAGCAACCCCCCACUUUUCUAAUUUAGCGGUGGCAAUGUGCAAUAAAUAUGACUCCAUGCCAGUGUCUACCCUUGUUCUUGGAGAUAAGUCAGACACCGUAUCAAGUUGUCUUGCACAGAGACUAGCCACGAAGACAAAAAAACAAGUUUUUGUCAGCUACAGUCUUCCGACAUCCGACUGCAGUUUAACACUUCUAGUUGAACAGAGAAUCAAGAAGGAAAUGGAAAAUUUCCCUGACAAAUUCUAACAGUGUUGUUUUUACAUUAUGAGAAACCAGAUUUUUUUUUUUACCAAAGUAAAACAAAUGUUAAUGUUUUUGCCUGCUUCUUGUACUUCUGUGAUGGUGUGUUCCACAUUCACACAUUUGUUUUGUAAAUUUCCUGGGGUUCUAUGACAAAACUGAAUAUCACUAUUAAAAUGAGGUAUUAACACAAAGUGUUACACAUUCGUA
Protopterus annectens (West African lungfish) is the source of this 804-nucleotide messenger RNA. It is a transcript of the gene PSMG4, whose product is annotated as proteasome assembly chaperone 4. The transcript has 3 exons. The coding region runs from base 241 to 600 and encodes 119 amino acids. NCBI's taxonomy places the organism in Eukaryota, Metazoa, Chordata, Ceratodontiformes, Protopteridae. The record is from RefSeq and is a predicted model, not a curated record. Gene Ontology annotation, biological process: proteasome assembly.